This is a messenger RNA of Fusarium mangiferae, 3216 nucleotides long. RefSeq lists its product as uncharacterized. The record is from RefSeq and is a predicted model, not a curated record. Lineage: Eukaryota; Fungi; Ascomycota; Sordariomycetes; Hypocreales; Nectriaceae. The coding region runs from base 1 to 3216 and encodes 1071 amino acids. The transcript is spliced from 5 exons.
AUGGGUGACCCAUUCUCUAUUGCAACCGGUGUCGCUGGCCUCGUUUCACUUGGAAUUACCGUUUGUGACGGUCUUCACACCUACUUCAGCGCUACCAAAGACAGAAAAGAGGAUCUCGCAAUUGUCACACAGAACCUGGCCCUGUUCAAAUUUCACAUUUUUGCUGUUCAAUCGAGUGCAUCAAAGCUUGGCCAUCGUCAUUCUCCAGCCAUCGAUGGCUUACAAUUGAGUUUAAUUAAUUGCGAAAUGCAGCUUGGAUCUCUCCAAACAUUGCUCGACGAGUUGAUGCCCACUCAAGAUCCAUCCUUGACCAAGGAGCUUUGGAAAAGGCAGAAACUGAUUGCGCGAUAUCCCUUUGACCGCAAGAAGCUGGUGCAGCUGGAAGAGUACCUCUCACGAGCAAACAAUACGCUCAGUAGCUUUAUACAAGCCCUCAACCUCGAUAUAAACAUCCGCAUGAGUGACGAAUUGGAAGUUUUUAAAAAGUCUCUGGAUGCACUUGACAUCAACACCAAGACCACGUUAAGAACUAUUGCCACCAGACUCGACAUCAUCAAACCUAGGGCAGAAUCUAGCACCCCCCAACUUGUUACAUCCAGAAUAAAAUAUGCUACAGCCUCCAGCAGCGACAUGACCGGCUUACCCAAGACCGCCGUGAGUGUUGCGGAGACGAAGGCCUCAUUGAACGGAUACGAGCGAUCUCUCGAAGAUCUCACCAAAGUCCAACAAAUACCUCGUUAUCUACAGAAUGCUGAGCUAGAAAAAAGGCUGUGCAAGAAGCUAGGGGGCAUGGAUUGUACCUGCGAAGCUUCAAACAGAAAGACUAGCAAUCGUCCUGCAAAUCGCACGUACCGAUUUUGGGGGGGGCUGACAGUCUCAAGACAAGGAGAUGCACGAGUAAAUCAUCGCCCAGGGUGCAUUUUCUUUCACAAGUCGAACAGAAAUAUGUCGAGAACUUCACUGACGUAUUUCGGGCUUCUCUCUCGUUUUUCUCAAUCAUUCACUAUCUCUCUCACACAAGAUUACCCCAAUGGACCAUAUGGUGUCUCUUUUGGAUUGCAGCCUUGCAACAUUGUUAAGAGCAGCCCUGCUUUCAGACUCUUUGACAUACAGUCAGGAAGACACCGUGAAUCCUCCGAUGCUUGUUUGGUUUGUAUGAAAAAGAAUGGCCUAGACCACCUUGCAGACAAUGUUAUUAAAAAGCUGAGAAUUAUCUACGGAUCUGGAGAUGCAUCACCUUUCGAUGUUGACCAAGAUGGCAAUAAUGUCGCUCACAUAUGCUUGAAGGCUUGUCUGCACCUUUUCAAAUUGCAAGAGCAACUGAAGUUAAGCGUUACAGCAAUCGAUACCGUUUGCAAGAUGCUAAGCUACCUAGCCGAUCUCGGUGUGCCCAUUACGGCAUCGAAUUUCAAUCAAGCUAACUUGUUCACCCUAUCAAUGGAUUACCGCGACCUCUGGGUUCUCCCGAGGCUUCAUAAACUGGUCAUGAUCCAAGAUUCAAACUUUUACGACACCCAGUUGGCUCAUAGCGUGUGUCCUCCAAGUGUCGGUCAUGGAGAGAAAUUUCCAAAAAGGUUAGAGACCUUGUGUAAAUAUCCUGAGAUAUGUGAAGAUAUUGGAUUCUCAAAACUGUUUUUAGCUAUCAUCACGAAAGAUCAUCGAAGGCUUCAAUCUAUCCUGGCAGAAGACGAAAAGCUUUUAAAUAUUUCGCAAACGGACUUAUAUGGGCGUAACAUAUUACAUGCAAGUAGCAAUUGGCCUGAUGGACUCAAAAUUCUUUUGCGGCGGCAAGAUGUCCACUCCUUGAUAGAAAUGGGCCCAGAAAACCAAUAUAUCCGUCUCAGCCCUUUGGACUACAGUCUAUUCUACAGUAAGAUAUACUGCAAUGCUCCAGAUCAGUGGACAGAGUGUGAUAGCUGUACUUGCUACGUUGCGGUCCAGCUCAUGCUCGAAGCCGAUUGCAAAGUCACUGUCGGUUUCAGAAGGGCUGACACCCUAGCUAAUUGCUCCUUGAAAGCCCGAAAAUUGUUCUUCAAGCAUCUCAAAGACAGGCGUCAGCGGCUGCGGCAUAUUGCUCUCGGCAUCUUUCCUAAGAACAUCCUGUCUCAAUAUGGAAUAAUCACGAGUCCCUUACCUGACAAGACUGCUCUCCCGCUGUGGAGUCUACUGCGACAAACUCAAGAUCAGCGGGAUCGUCGAUUCUCGCUUCCCGAUAGCCUUAAUCCUUCUGACAACAUACACCUUGUCCCCGAGGGCUUUUUCGACUUUCAUUAUCCCCUACAGGUUAUAGAGCUAGCACUCGACUAUGGCUUCACGCCUAGAGAUGAAAAUGGUGUUCAAACACUUCUAUCUGGUAGCUACAUCAUACCGUACUAUUCAGCCGAGAAUUUAGAGGUUUUUAUAAGAUAUCUAGAUUGGAUACUCCGACAAAACCUAGCCCUAGAGCUUUCAUUAGGGCCAUACCGGUUCUCCAUUCUUCAUCGCGCUGCGAUUUUCGUUGGGAAUCUUAUGUACCAUGCCUCCAAUCUGGAGCACCAGGAUGUCUGCAUAUCCGAACUGCAGGGUUCGAGGACAUUGCUACCAGCCAUAUACGACAACAAAGCCCAGUGCAACAUACCAUGUCCUUGCUCAUCAGGAAUACGUACUAGACCCUUGGCACAUAUUUUGCCCGCAAUGUUAUGGCGUCAAGGUAGCAGACAGGUGACGUAUUUCUUUUCGCAUAUAGGAAAGAAUAUUGAACUUGUGGUUUCUUGUAUCGAUCUCUUGAAACUUUCAGAAUGUAGUUCUGAAUAUUCAUACAUGGCGAAGUGUGCAAUUCGUAUUCUGACUAUGAUGUCCUUGGGGGUGAGGCACUUGCCAAUCUGCCUAACUCAGGGCUAUUACGAUCUCGGGUAUUCAAUGGGCAAUGAGGACUGGAAGGAAAUAUUGGACGAGGACCGGGAAUUGAUCGAUCGGCUUGAAGCACUUGACGAACACUUUGGGGACACUUUCGAUCGCCAAAAUGUCUCUAUCGCAGAGUUUCUUGGGGGCUACUGGCUAAAAAGAAUGGACGAGGUCCUUGGGGGUUUGAACAAACCUCUAACUGUCGAAGAUAGAUGGAAUCUUUUGGAGGCUGGAGUGCUGUUGAACGAUGACGAGACUAAUGAUUCAGAAUGUCGUUAUGGGAUUGUAGAAUGGCCUUUGAGAUCAGGUCGCUUACUUGGGUGGUCUUGGUGA